GUGAAUAAUAAAAUAAGAAUUUGAAUCAUAAAAAAAAAAAUGAUUUAUCAAUUAAUUCGCCAAUAAUUAUUAAAUAUGCGUUAUAAUAGAACUUGGCAACACUGUUACGAAAUGAAAUAAUUCAGUGCAUUUCAUAGUCAUAUGUUUUCUGUCAUGAAAGAGUUGCUGUCAAAUUUAGUGUCAUUCGUGAAUAUUCUGUAAGUGGGAAGAUAAAGAUUGUCAAGAACACUUCUUCAAUACACGAUAUUCUUCGUAUAUAUCUGCAUCUGCGUUACCAAGAAUAAAGGCAACGUAACCUAUCUUUUAACUCGCAUUCAAAUUCUCUUUUUAUUAAUUUACCACAAACGAUAAUACUUUAAACAUCAUAUCCUAAAAGUAAAAUAUAUUUUACAACUUGGAAAAUCAACGUUUCAAGUUGUCACGUGAAACACGCAAUUUUUAUAUGGUAUUUCAGUAUAAAAUAAACAAAAGUAUUACACUUUCCCAGAAUCAAUAUAAAAGAUUUUAUAAAAAAUUGUUGUAUAAAAAAUACAUUUUAAAAUAUAACAAAGGAUUAAUAAAUAAAGAAUUACAAAGUAUUUACAAAGUAUUUCUAAUAUAAUAUGAAUAGGAUAACUAAUAGUGCAACAGCAAGACUGAAACAAGAUUAUUUGCGUCUUAAAAAAGACCCUAUACCAUAUGUUGUUGCAGAACCAGUUCCUUCUAAUAUAUUAGAAUGGCAUUAUGUAGUAAAAGGCCCAGAGAAAACUCCCUAUGAAGGAGGAUUUUAUCAUGGGAAACUUAUAUUUCCAGUAGAAUUUCCAUUUCAGCCUCCUAGCAUUUAUAUGACUACUCCUAAUGGCAGAUUUAAAGUCAAUACAAGAUUAUGUUUAUCUAUUUCUGAUUUUCAUCCUGAUACAUGGAAUCCAGCAUGGAGUGUGUCUACUAUUCUUACAGGAUUACUUAGUUUCAUGAUUGAAAAUAGUCCUACCAUGGGUAGCAUCAACACAUCAGAUUAUGAAAAGAAACAAUUUGCUGCACAGAGUUUGGAAUAUAAUUUAAAGGACAAGUUGUUUUGUGAACUUUUUCCAGAAACUGUUGAGACAAUAAAGGCAGAAUUAGAACAUAGAAAAGAAUUAGAAAAACAGGCAAGGCAUCAAUCCACAGCUUCAGAAGUUUCUUCGCUAUUACGUGACCAAUUGCAAAGGGAUCAAAGUCCAUUGUAUAAUGUGCUCACCAAUCUUGUUGUCAUCAUAGGAUUCGCGGCCUUUGCUUUUACAGUAAAAUACGUAUUGUGGAGCGUUGCCACAGAAUAAGUAAAAAAAAAAUGAAUGUAUAGGAUUUGUUCUUUGUUUUUUAUGUAUAGGGAAAAAAGUGGAAAAAAGUUGUGAUAAUGAUGCGUGCAGAUCUUGAAAAAAAGUAUUAAAAAUUCAAUUGGGACUUUGUCCAUAAUUGUCGAAUUAACACGAAGAAUCUAUUUAAUCUUCUGGUUUUUAAAUACGCUGAUAUUAUGGGCGUUUGAUAGACUUUUAUAUCAAAGUUACUUGUAAAAAACAAGUUGUAUUAUAUUUGCAAAUUUUAAACAUAAUAAUCGUGAAACAAUGGUAAUAAUUCCUUGAAGAAUUCUACAUAAGAGCAUUUAUCAUUGGAAAUAAAGUAUCAAUAAGUUUUUAUGCAAUUAUAAAAAAAGAUCAAAAGAUUAAUUGAUUUAAAUCAAUGUAAAUUUCGGAUUCAAAUUAUUGGCUUUCAGUCAGGUUCUGUUACGCGAAUUUCCAAAGUAUAGUUCAACUAUUUGAAUUUUAAUAUUUAGCAAUUAUUUGAUGAAUUAUGAUAAAGGAAGAGAGAAAGAGUGUAUAUGUGUAUAUGUAUGCGUAUAUGUGUGUGUGAAUGGAAAAAGAGGAAGGAAGAGAAUGAAAGAAAUAGAAUGAUAAAUUAAAAUCGUGGGGGCUUCCCAACACAACUAUAAAAUCAAUGAAAAUUAAAAUUUUGCUACAGUCUUCAUAAUUUUUAAUUUCUAAUUUCCUUUAUACAUCUAUAAUAUAUUAUAUCAUAAAAACUUCCCGAAUCUAUCUAAAGAAGUUUGCCUCUGCGAUGUGCCAAUGAGAAACUAAGUCAAAAUUUCUAACUGAAUCGAACUAAGCUUAAUAGAAAAUAGCUUGUGUCAUCGACGAAAUAUGUCGAUCUUGUAAAUAUAUGUAGUAGAUUAGUAAGAAAUAUGUAAUAUCAAAGAUAAAGAAAUUUAUCACAAAAGAAAGAAAUUGAACAGAUCA
Apis laboriosa (Himalayan honeybee) is the source of this 2249-nucleotide messenger RNA. Its product is annotated as ubiquitin-conjugating enzyme E2 J2-like. The transcript is spliced from 4 exons. Bases 603 to 1295 code for a protein of 230 amino acids. The record is from RefSeq and is a predicted model, not a curated record. NCBI's taxonomy places the organism in Eukaryota, Metazoa, Arthropoda, Insecta, Hymenoptera, Apidae.